Messenger RNA from Arachis ipaensis, 465 nucleotides. The record is from RefSeq and is a predicted model, not a curated record. NCBI's taxonomy places the organism in Eukaryota, Viridiplantae, Streptophyta, Magnoliopsida, Fabales, Fabaceae.
AUGUUGCUGGAGAACUUCAAAGAACAUCUUGCUUUGUCUGUGAGAAGCAUCCAGUGGAGCUAUGCAAUAUUCUGUUCUACUUCAUUUACCCAACCCGGGGUGUUGAGUUGGGGGGAAGGAUAUUACAAUGGAGACAUUAAGACAAGGAAAACAAGUCAAGGAGUGAAACUCAAUUCUGAUCAGAUAGGGUUGCAUCGGAGUGAGCAGCUUCGAGAGUUAUACAAGUCUCUCAAAGCUGUAGAAGCCAUUCCUCAAACCAAAAGGCCUUUAGCAGCACUGUCUCCGGAGGAUCUCACACAUACAGAAUGGUACUAUUUGGUUUGCAUCAUGCUCAGCCAUACUGGCGCCCAACUUGGCUUUUUCCAAGUUGGGUGCCAGAAGAAGGAUCUACGCGAGUUGUAUGCUGCAUUCGUGGUGCCUAACUUGGAAAAGACAAAAAGGACGCCUCAAAGCAUGCUGCUAUAG